UUGGAGUAAAGCUGUUGGAACUAACCUUCUUUUAGAGCCUUGACAUGCGCCUUGAUCACGUCGUCCCCGGACAUCCUGUGCGACCACUGGCUGGGUGAAUACUGACGCUCCAGCUCCUGACAGAAGAGCAGACUCCUGUCAGCCAUCCACCGUCGCCAUUGACGGCACAGUAAUCUUCAGCAAAGCAAACAGCGACCUCUACCGUUCACAGCAACUCACGCAAUGAAGACGAUUCCAGCAGCUUGUGAGAGGCAGUGAGUCUGACCAACGGCUGGACUUUGGAUUUAUGACCCCAGCUGGAGGAGAACUGCGACCUCACUGGGAGCAAACACAACUGCAAGUAAAGCUUUUGGACAACACGUUUUCCGUAUCUGUCUCCACGCCAUGUGCUUUUUAAUUCGAAUAAUUCAAAAUACUUUGUGUUGGAUUUUAAAAAUAGCUAUAGCCCCUUUUUUGGUUUUGUUAGUCUACGUCAUUUCUAAAUUUAGCUUCCACCACAUGUUGCCAUUGCGUAUAUGUGUUGCAGUAGCCGGGGAAGAUUAUGCUAAAUACAUUUAAUAAACUAAUUAUUGUUGAACGUGUACUGUUGCCAGUUUAUGACACGUUUCGUGCAAAAGUAUGUCGCUCUAUGUUUGCACUGCCCAAGCUUCUAGCACACUGAAUUCUAACUCCGUUUUCUUCUCCUAUAAUGCUAACAAUGGCGGGUUAUAUGGAUGUAUAUAUAUAUAUAUUUUAUUUUUCCAACAUUCAUCUCCCUGUGUAAAUACGUUGAUACAAACAUGAACGUGAUUUUUUUUAAAUAAAAUGGUGACCAGAGUGGUUCUGGGGCAAUUACUACAAUAAUUAAUUUAAGAUACAUUAAAACCUUUUCGUUCUUUAAUACAGUGGAGAGUAAUAAACAUCAUUGAUUGUAUGACAUUUUAUGACUUAUUAAAAUGUGAGAAAAAUAAAAAGACGUGUUUGUCAUGUUAACAAUAGAACUGAGGACCCUCUGUCAAUUUCAACCAUUGAAGAAGGAAAUGUAAUCAAUUUCCUUCUACAAUGAAGAAAUACAAGAAAAACAAAAACGCUGGUCUGUUUGGGUCACGUGAUCUGAGAGCAGCCUCCCGUUGGUCAGUCCAACACCCACUCGAGCAGCUGCAGCUGUCCGCGCGCGAAUUUGCCAAUCCCAGGAUGGUCGCGGGAAGGAGCCGCCUUCCUCGCUUCUGAUUGGCUAUAAUGCCUCCCACCCUCACUCUAAACAAUUUCAAACUCAGUUAUCUUGCCGAAGAAUUGACAACUUAUCAUAAAAUAUGCGCCUCUGCUCAGUGACUUGCCUCUGGUGUUCAGCUCCGAGUGAGACGCCGCUUUGAGACGUUUAGCCUGCUCUGGACGUGAGGUGACGCUUCGUGGGCAAAUGAAAGGGCCAAUCAGAGGAGAGCUGUUCUAGCCAAUCAGAGGACGAGGGUGGCGCUAUCUCCCCCUACCGCCCUGGGAUUCGCCAGUUCGCUGUCCGCGCGGCACUUCGAACACGACUGAGGACAUCUUUGUUUUGCUCGAUUCGGUUUUGUUUAUUUUAUUUUUUUAGCUAUCGUCAACGCUAUAUACACUAUUUUCACAAUGGACUGCGUCGACUUUCCUCGGAUUUUCCCUAACUCACCACGGAAAUCGCGAGGACAAAUUCAGGUAAUCUUUGGACCGAUGUUUUCAGGCAAAAGCACUGAAUUGAUGAGAAGAGUACGCCGUUUCCAAAUCGCCCAGUACUACUGCCUGGUCAUCAAAUAUGCAAAAGAUACUCGCUACUCUGACCAUGGAAUGGCCACACAUGACAAAAGCACCAUGGAAGCCGUACCAGCCUGUUGUUUGGCUGAGGUGAGACAUCUGGCUCUACAGGCCUGUGUGAUUGGAAUUGAUGAAGGGCAGUUUUUUCCAGACACAGUGGAGUUCUGUGAGGAGAUGGCCAAUUUGGGGAAGACGGUCAUUGUUGCUGCAUUGGAUGGAACCUUCCAGAGAAAGCCAUUUGGAAACAUUCUGAACCUGGUUCCUCUGGCGGAGAGCGUGGUGAAGCUUCAUGCUGUCUGCAUGCAGUGUUACAAAGAAGCUGCAUACACAAAGAGGAUCGGUGCAGAGAAGGAGGUGGAAGUGAUCGGUGGGGCUGACAAGUACCAGGCAGUGUGUCGACGCUGUUACGGAGGUCUCACGGUGAACAAGGAGAACCGGUCUCCCUUCAAGAAUGAGACGCCGUCACAAAAUCUUGUCAAGAUUGUGGACUCCGGCAUUCCCAGGAAGCUUUUCUCUUCCUUACAGCUCUAAGGACUAAAAUCAGAUUGUAUGUUUUAAGUAUUUUUAUGUGGUGUUUUUAAGAUUAUGUUCGGGGCAAUGAUGUUGGAAAAUGUCACCUGUUUUUAUUUUUGCAAAUUAUUAUUAUUAAUAUUAAUCGUUAACAUUCCUGUUGUCGGUGUGUUAAUGGAAUAUAGGACAAUUGUAUUAAACUAGGAACAAUCAUUUUGCAAAGGUGUUUUUGUUUAGUUGGCAUUAACCUCAAGAAAAUGUCAUAUCCUGAAUUAUUUUUGUGUCCCAAUUUAUUAUGAAUAUAAAUG
Messenger RNA from Synchiropus splendidus (mandarinfish), 2579 nucleotides. RefSeq names its product thymidine kinase, cytosolic-like. Gene Ontology annotation, molecular function: ATP binding; thymidine kinase activity. Gene Ontology annotation, biological process: thymidine metabolic process. The record is from RefSeq and is a predicted model, not a curated record. The transcript has 8 exons. Lineage: Eukaryota; Metazoa; Chordata; Actinopteri; Syngnathiformes; Callionymidae. Bases 1600 to 2292 code for a protein of 230 amino acids.